CCGUCCAAUGACCUGCCCGUCCAAUGCUUCAGGAAAUAGUACGUACCCUUUCCCCUCGACUGUGUCUCUUCACUGCCAACUCCGUACCGACUCCUCAACCCAACUUCAUCCAAGUUGCAUUCUAAGCUUCGUUCCCAUGCACCCGUCUCUCUUUUUCCCAACUGGACGGAGGACGAGUGCGAUGCGGCACCCUCUCAAAUCCCCACAACCGACCAUUCACCGGCCAGAGUCUCGACAGUCGAUAGCCACCGUCCCGGAUUCCCCCAGCCGUCCGCCAAUGUCGCCUCCUGUCUUGCGGCUAUCCCUGGUCGAACCCAUGAUCCCGGUCCUUGUCCUGGUCGCCGGACUGGAACCGCAUCCUCGUCCAACUCUUGGCCCUGGCUCGCCAGAGCUAGGGUCCCCCCCUAAGCCCAUCCGUUUCCGCGCCGCCUACGGAUACCUACCUACCAGACCACCCCAUCGAUACCUUUCUGUGCUGCUCGCCCAAAUCUUCCAAACGAAUGCUCUCCCUCCCAUCCGUUGGUCUCUCGUCCCUUUUACAGCCAAAUCUGCUGACCGAGAAAAACGUCUCGAAUCCUUUUCGGCCAUCAUCCACUGAUCCAGUCUGGUAUUCGCUUACCAUUCUCUCGCCCUUCGCGUCCAACAAGUCGCAAGGCCCCAAUUUCUCUCCCCCAUCCAUCACAUUGUCCGACGUGGGGCCUGAUCCUGGUCUCUCCUCGACAGGACAAGACAAGACAACACUGCACCUGGUGUUUUGCGGAUGCCGCGUGCUGAUGCUGGUCGGCCCUGAUCCUCGCUCGUCUUUUGCUCUUUUCCUCUUCCUCUCCUCCUCUCUCUCUUCCUUCUUCGCCUUUCCUCCUGAGCCAAAACCAUCGUACCUUCACAGCGGUGCGUUUCGCCAGACGGGCAGAGCGAACAGGGAACCUAGACUCCCAUCCCAGCAGUGUGCAGAUACUGUACAGCCUCUCGGCUCCGUUAUCCACCCCUUCUCUGGCACCGCAAAUCGACUCCUGCAACUGCGGAUUGGCCCUGUUGAGUUGUCCGCAGCUUCAUAUACAUACCUGCCAGCAACCCCCCACCACCCACCGUCGCCUUGCCUUCUUCUUCCCUUCACCAUACCUGUGCCUCGCUCUGGUCGCACUCCCAACACCGCACACCCUCCCACGCCUACGCCUACGCCUAUCCGACACUGGCCUGAUCCGACCGCCAACGUUUACUCACACAUCACCAUUUCAUCCGUCUCGCAUGCCAGACGACAACAUAGUCGACGCCAUUCUGUCUCGAACCUCAAUCGUCCCGCUGAUCGUUCCUCCCGGUUUCUGGGUGCUCCCAUCAGACUAAGUUCGCUGGUGCCAACCUCGACAAGGAUCUUCCCGGCUCACUUCUAUUCACGCCGACACACCUGGCCGCUCCGAUCCAUCAAGCAAAAGCCCGCACUUUGUUUGUCGCCGACAACGAUUAGACCGUGUCUCAACCGCGCGCCUUCGACCAGUGGUCUGGACAGCGAAAAAGGAAAGGGAACGAGGCGUCUCUGUUCUGUUACGAGGAUUGUGUAGAGACGUUUGCCCACGUUCGUCCGCCAAGCAGCGAAGCGCCAUUGGGCAAGA
Messenger RNA from Colletotrichum phormii, 1607 nucleotides. RefSeq lists its product as uncharacterized. The record is from RefSeq and is a predicted model, not a curated record. Lineage: Eukaryota; Fungi; Ascomycota; Sordariomycetes; Glomerellales; Glomerellaceae. The transcript is spliced from 2 exons. The coding region runs from base 501 to 1556 and encodes 351 amino acids.